Dovyalis caffra is the source of this 942-nucleotide messenger RNA. The record is from the annotation of a GenBank genome assembly. NCBI's taxonomy places the organism in Eukaryota, Viridiplantae, Streptophyta, Magnoliopsida, Malpighiales, Salicaceae.
AUGGAUCCUUAUGAAUUCCUCCGUCUCUCUCCGAACCCAGAUGUACCUCCACUCGAUAAACCAUCCAACGAUCCAAACAAGCCUCAACUCGCUCUUUCCAAAGACAUCCCUCUCAACCCUACAAAGAACACCUUCAUUCGCGCCUUUCUCCCUUCAAACCAACCAUCGAACACCAAACUUCCUGUCAUUCUCUACUUUCAUGGAGGUGGUUUUGUUCUUUAUAGUGCUGCUUCUCUUCCUUUCCAUGAAUCUUGUUGUCUCAUGGCUUCAAAAUUCCCUGCUUUAAUCCUGUCCGUUGAUUAUCGUCUUGCACCUGAACAUCGCCUCCCUGCAGCGUACGAUGAUGCAAUGGAUUCUCUCAUGUGGGUCCGGGAUCAAGCAAUCAACGGCGAGGAUCCUUGGUUGAAAGAGUAUGGUGAUCUUUCUAAUAUUUUCUUAAUGGGCAGUAGUGCUGGUGGUAAUGUGGUGUACCAUGCAGCUUUACGUGCACUGGAUGUUGAUCUUUCGUCUAUUAAGAUCAAAGGGCUGAUAAUGAACGUGCCUUAUUUUGGUGGGGUCGAGAGGACCGAGUCCGAGAUUAGAUUGAAAGAUGAUAAGAUCUUGCCAAUGCCAGCAAAUGAUCUAAUGUGGUCACUUGCAUUGCCUAAAGAUGCUGAUCGUGAUCAUGAGUAUUGUAACCCAGUGGUUGCUGGAUCCUAUGACGAUAGGAAGAUCGGACGGCUGCAAAUGUCUUAUAUUAGAAUUUAUGGCGGGGACCCACUGUCUGACAAGCAGAAGGAGUUCGUGAAGAAGUUACGGUCACUUGGGGUUCACGUGGAGGCGAGUAUUGACGAUGAUGGUUUCCAUGCUGUGGAGCUUUUUGAUCCCAAAAAAGCUGAAGCUUUCUACGAUGAAGUGAAAAAAUUUAUCGGUACUGCUUCAUCUGCCCAGUCAUCCAUGUGA